AUGGAGCCAGCCCAUGUCAACGACAACUGCUUCUAUGACGAUAGUAUGAAUCCUAUGAUGAUGGGAGACGUCUUUUUUCAUGAACGCUUUGAUUCGAAAGGAAGCAGCGUGUCUUCGUUGAAGGGCGCUCAUGCGCAAAAGAAGCAAGGCGCCAACGAUGCCAUGUACACAGGGGAGCACACACAUAUGGGGUAUAAUGACUCAUACCCCUACCCGAAUAAUAGUUAUAACGUCAACCACGCCCAGGGGCACAAUCGUGGUGAAAACCACGCGAACCAAGGCAUCUCUAGUAAUGUCUACUCACCCAAUAGUGAAAGCAAUAGGAAUUACUAUGACAACAGGUCUAAAGGGAAGCCAUACAACUCUGUGAGGUCCUCUCGAAGGAAUAUGUGCGAUGGAUAUUUCCCGGUUUAUGAGUCAUUCAUGGACGGAAACUCCGAAAUGCCUGAGAUGCUUUCCAAAAACUGGGCUGAUGUGGAAAGGGAUCGUAGAAGCACCAAGAAAUUGUCAGGGUAUCGUGGCAGCCAGCGGAGCAGUAAUAGCAACUAUAGCCUCGCUUCAAUCGGGGCGACCGGGCUUCCUUCUCCUGUAAAGCCGUUCCAUUGGGUGCCAAAUCGAACAUUUUUUGGCUGCGAUUACGAGUAUGAGAAUCAGCAACACUCAUUUUUACAUGCAGCUCUAGUUCGAUAUGGCCAGCAGCAGCAGCGGCAGCAUGAGCUCAACUACAGAAAUGCCAUCGGCGGAUAUCCCCAAGGCGCAUACUAUGCCAACGGUCCACCUCAAAGUGAAUACCAAUGUAACAAUGUGUAUAAUGAAAAUAGUGGAUCAAUCGACAAUAACAAUUGUGAAGAUGUCCCAGACGACCUUCCCGUUGCGUGCAUCGAAUCGAGCACAAAAUUGUCGUUCCAUGGCCCUAUCGGCAUACUGGGCCAUAUUGCUGCGAAAAAGUACCACAAAUAUAAGGAUAGUAUAGAGGCUGCAGAUAUGAAGGACCGGGAACUUAGGUUGAAUGUAUGGUGUGAUUGGGAUAUUUUACUAGAAGCGACGUACGUUGACUCCCCCAGAAGGAUCGAUGAGUUGGAAGACAAUAAGGAAGAGUCACAAGUUGAGGAAAUACACGAGCAGAACCCCACAAAUCAUAACGAUGGAAAGGCGCCGGUAGGGCGAAAACAUGCCGCAGGGGCGGGCGUUUCUGGAGCAGUAUCCGGAGCAAACGAGGGGUUCGCUCCGAAAGCUCAGAACAAGCGUCACGGACAAUCCAAAAAAGAAGGAGAUGCUCACCAUGACAUGUCACAUGCGCAGAACUGUAGCGGAAAUAUAUCACCUCAAUUAGAAAACAGUUUUGAAGUGUACCUCUGUUCCAACUCCAUGAUGGACUUAUGGGAUCACGGUGGAAGGAGCGGCUGUGGAUCCCUGUGCUAUUCUGAUAAGAGUCUCGCUAAGAGUACGGUUGCUCUGACGAUGAACGCUCCUAAAGCUUCACCGGGCUCUCAUAAAAGCGUGGAAGAGCCUGCGCCCCCACUGACAUCGUAUGAUUCGGGUGAAGGUGACAGUCCUUUAAACGACUUUACACUUCAGAAGCGUUGUUUGGAACAACAGCGCCUUAAUAGAAAGAAGAACCGUACCUUUGCACGACGGGUUAAGAAAAUUUUAAACAAGCUGACCUUUGGGAGUCUGUUCUGCAGCAGCGAUGAGGUGCAUUAUUUUGUAGGUGUGGAUUCAGAUUCCACAUGCAGCGGUAGCACACGGAAUACCAGCACUGACAUCAAUAUUCACUCAGGACCAUUUAAGAACACUGAUCCAACGCGGGCGCUUGGGGGUCCUCUGGACGCAGACGAUUCCCGAACUCAAUCUGUAACGAGUAUACGCAUGCCUGCCCUUCUACCCUCCGGCAGAAGACCCCCCAAAUACACGAAGAAACAAAAAGAAGCCGUGGGACCUGCUGAUUCGGAAACCAAAUUAGAGGGGGGGGUGCCAACUACCAUAGGUGGAAACUACACCUGCUAUACACUGAGUAACUUCAUCGUUGCGGAGUCUUCAGGGCAGAUAGCGGCUCCACAACCUAAUCGCGGUGUAACGAACCCUAAGGAUAAUAAUGCCCAAAAUAAUAAUUCCACCAACGACAACAAAUCGAACCCACCACCACCCACCACCAGUCAUUCAGCCCAACCUAUGAUAGUGGAGAAGAAGGAGGUAGAUGCUACAAAGCCGGCCCAGGAGCCCAUCAGCGUUAACGUCUCAAAGAUUGGCGUCCCUGCCAAGCUGCCGGUACUCUCGAAAUCCAACUUCCAGAGUCCUUCCUCUUCGUCUAGGGACUUCGCCAAGAAGGGGGGACUGGCGCCGGUGGAGGCCGGCAAGCCGACCGUGACCCUCUUUGCUAACGGCCCUCGGGCCUCCGAGUCGCGUGAAAAGGGUGCCCCAGACAGACCAAAGAGCGAGAAGCUUCCUAACGAUGGUACGGAACUUACGCCCCAUCCACCUUCGGUCGCGCUACCAAAGCUAUCAAAGCAACUUCGUGAUCCAUCGAGUUUGAAUAGUGGGAAAAACUAA
Molecule: messenger RNA, 2550 nt
Organism: Phytomonas sp. EM1
Lineage: Eukaryota; Euglenozoa; Kinetoplastea; Trypanosomatida; Trypanosomatidae
Source: the annotation of a GenBank genome assembly